CACUGAAAAGAGUCGGCUCACUGAACCGAUUCUUUAGAGAACGACACAGCGUUACUCGGCACUGAGAAACCGAAAGCUUCAUUUCAUCAAGAAAACUCGACCUUCAGACACGAACAGACUUUCUGUUUAAUCUCUUUUCACCAGAUCAUUACAGCUUCUGCUUUAGGACACGUCCCAAACCACACACUACUGCACUGGUGUCUACACUGGGCUACUUCCUGUUUAGUGUGCACUAUGUGAUUUUAGACACAGCCUGGAAUUCCCCUUGACAAUAAUGAAGCUGCAGUACCGUUCAUCACCUAAAGAGGGCGUCUACAUACUAGACUUUUAAAUAUACAGCAAAUUAUAUUUGGACUCAUGAAAGAAAGAACAACCACAGAACCUAACAAAAACAUUCAAUGAGUGUAAGAGACGGCGUUAUACAGACAUCAGAAAAUGAGAAGUCUACAGAGUGAAGAUGAGUCGUACCCAUGGGAGGUCAUCACCAAACUUGAAUUUCAUCUUGUUUGGAAAAGCAGGUUCAGGAAAAAGUGCAGCAGGAAACACCAUAUUAGGGAGAAAAGCUUUCACCUCUAGGAGAAGUCCCACCUCUGUUACUCGAGAUGUUCAAAGUGAAGAAGGCACAGUUUGUGGACUCUCAGUGUCUGUUUAUGACACUCCAGGGUUCUGUAACACUGAGCUGAGUGAUGAUCAGAUCAGACAGAAAUGUCAGAGUGUCCUCACCUCGUGUGAGUCAGAAUCAGACUUCUGCACGUAUCUCCUAGUCAUCAGGGCAGAGAGGUUCACUAAGGAACAGCAGAAAGCUGUGCAGGAGAUCGAGUCACUGUUAGAACCAUGUCAGAUGGAAAAGACCUGGAUCCUCUUCACUGGAGGAGAUGAUCUAGAGGACGAGGAGCAGACCAUAGAGGAGUUUAUCAGGGAUACAGAACCUCUGAAGGAGCUGGUGCAGCGAUACAACAACAGAUACCACGUCUUCAACAACAAGAUACACAAUAAUAACAAGCAGGUUGAAGACCUUCUGGUCAAAGUUUCCAAGAACAUCUUACACUCUGCAUCACAUCUGAGCAGAAGAAAGACAGAAACUCCACCAGUGAGCAGCAGCAGCAGUUCUGAGAGGAGGAUUGUGCUGUUGGGGAAAACUGGAGCUGGAAAGAGUGCAACAGGAAACACCAUCCUGGGGGAGAAAUGUUUCAAAUCUAAAUUCAGUCUGAAUUCAGUCACCAGUAGGAGUGAAGUUCACCAGGGUCGUGUUGGAGACAAUGAUGUGUGUGUGGUUGAUACUCCAGGUCUCUUUGACACUUCUGCUGAUCUUGAUGUGAUAGCUGAGGAGAUAGUGAGGAGUAUUGAUAUGUCCAGUCCAGGUCCUCAUGCUUUCCUCAUUGUUCUGCAGUUGGGCAGAUUCACAGAUCAGGAAAUGCAAAUUAUUGAGAACAUUGAAAUGAUCUAUGGAGAAGAAGUGAGGAAAUAUGCAAUGGUUCUUUUCACCCAUGGAGACCAAAUACAGGGAGAAAACAUAAAGGAUCUGAUUAAAGAGAAUAAGAGUUUAUAUAGACUAGUGCAGCAGUGUGUGGGGGGGGGGUAUCACGUGUUUAAUAAUAAAGAUAAAAAGAACAGAGAGCAGGUCAGUGAGCUACUGCAGAAGAUCAACAACAUGGUGGAGAAGAACGGAGGAAGCUGCUACUCCAAUCAGAUGUUUGAGGAAGCAGCACAAUUCAGAAAGGAGGAGGAGGAGAGGGUGAGGAGAGAGGAAGAAGAACAAAAACCAAAAGAGGAAGAACAAAGAAAGAAAGAAAUAGAGAAUAUAAAGAGAGAGACAGAGCAAAGAGUCAGACAGGAAUUUAAAGAAAAGAAAGAGAAAGAGGAAAGAAUCAGUCAGAAGGAGGAGAGAAAAAAUAGAGAGAAAAGAAUCAGAAAAGAAAUACAUUCUUGCUGCUGCUAGGGUUGGUGCUAGUGUUGGUGCUGUUGUUGGUGUUGGUGCUGCUCCUGGUGCUGUUGUUGGUGCUGCUGUUGG
Silurus meridionalis is the source of this 2011-nucleotide messenger RNA. RefSeq names its product GTPase IMAP family member 7-like. The record is from RefSeq and is a predicted model, not a curated record. Gene Ontology annotation, molecular function: GTP binding. Lineage: Eukaryota; Metazoa; Chordata; Actinopteri; Siluriformes; Siluridae.